This is a messenger RNA of Xyrichtys novacula (pearly razorfish), 15095 nucleotides long. The record is from the annotation of a GenBank genome assembly. Lineage: Eukaryota; Metazoa; Chordata; Actinopteri; Labriformes; Labridae.
AUGUUUGGAAAGAUUAAGGGGAUCCUCAGUGGCCCCCAGGUGCCACAAGCUUCAGGGACCACCAGAGCGGGCGCUGACCCAGCUCCAGCUGCAACACCAGCUCCUGCACCAGCUCCAGUCAAAGUAAGUCUUAUUGGGAGGUUGUAAAACAAGCUUGUCAUUCUGUCAGUUAUUCAUAGCUGAAUUUUUCCAAAAGCUAUCACUAUACAGAAAGAGCAGAUCUGGACUAAAUUCUGUCGUAAUUCACAAAGACCCAACACUGAUAAAGUGUAUGGCAACAGUGUCAAGAAAAACAGUAGCAGACUGACUGGGCAAAGCCAUCCGCCAUGAGAGAAUGGUUAGAUUAGGGCUGUUACAAUAUUAGAUUUUCACAUCAUGAUAAUCGAGGCCAUGAAACUCAAAUGGAAAACUUGGAAAGAAAACAACACAAUCAGUCAAACUGAGGAAAGGUAAAGAAGAAUGGGGCAACACACUACUUCAGCUGGCUGCAACAAAAAUCUUACAAGAAACUUACAAGACAAGAAAGCUCAAGAGCUCCUAGGUAUAUUCCUAGUUAAUAACCUGACUUUUGGCAGUUUUAUAAAAAAUAAGAAAAAUAAAAAAUCACUUUAUUUGCCAGCAUAGGCAAGCCAAACAGAAGAGAUAGUCAUAAUCAUUAAGUGUGCAUUACAUAAUUAUUAUGUAAUGCACACAUAAUGUCAAACCAAGACUUUUCUUUGUGGUUGUGAUGCCAUGUUUCGCUGCUGCAUACAGGUCUGAGGUGGUCAUUCAAAUAUUUUGCCAAGCAUGAACAUGGCAUGAGCAUAUUGAAGGAAGCCAGUUUAAUUUGGGUGUAUAGAGAAAUGGAUGUAAAUUUAAAAGCAGAUGCCCUCUCCAGAGGGAUUUUGUGUUAUUGCAGAUUGUAUAUUGGGAUAAUGGUAAAUGUUUUGCUUUUAGGUUUAUUGGUGCUUUUAGUGUAGCAGCUCUGGAACUUACCAUUGUUGUUUUGUUCUCUGUAUCAUUACACAUAUAUCUUAUUAUCCAAAUAAAGGUUUAUUGGAAAUGGAAUGUCAAGCUUUACCCAGCCAUGGUAGAUCAAAUCGUUGCCUCUAGACUCUGUUAAAUCUGCCAUAUUUUACCACAGACUUGCGUAUGUUUCUACAUCUUUUAAGGUUUUGGAAAUCCAUGUUGUGGGGCAGCCAUCAGAAAAAGAGUUCCUCAGGCAGCCCAGAAGGAAUUAAGUGUAAAUGUCAAGUCCACAACCUGAACAAAGCAAACAUUUAAUUUAGCUCAUGAAGGUCAGCUGAAAUAGCAAAGAGCAGGUAAGCUAUAGUAUAUAUCAGGAGUCAGAGCUGUUUCAGAUGCAGCUGUGGUUGAAGGUGUCCAUGUAACAGUGAAGUGGGAGGUUACAGUUAAUAAAAAUAAUAAUAAUAAUUAGAUUAAGCUUGCCAACGAUUUGUAAUUUUAAGAUUAUCUUGACAGCAAAGUCUUCUUAUUUGGUGUUUUAUACUGAGUGACUAAAUCCAAUAUUUCCUAAUAACCCACUUUUUUACUGAUUAGAGAGUCUCAGAGUUUCUAUUAAUUCCUCUGUGAUCCUCUAACUGUUCAUUUUGUGCCAACUGUCUAAUAACAGCAGCCAAGACUUACAAGACUUGACAGAGUGACGAUAAAAAAAGCGAUAAAUUUAUAAAGUGAGUGGUUUGGAUUUGUUUCUGUUCCAAUCACAGCAGCGAUCUCUCCUCUCCAUCCAUCAUGCGUCUCUGUACUCAAGCCAAGAAAGAAUCAAAUGAAGUGAAAUUACUCAGCAGGCGUUUUAGUAUCUGUUCAUCUUGAACACAGCUUGUGUUUAAAAAGGAAAGAGAGUCAUUUGUCAGAUGGUGCUUCACUUUUCUUUAAAAAGAUUGAAUCUGUGUGAUGAGGAGUCUGACUGACAUGGUGAUUUAUGCUGCAGGAGGAGAAACCAGCUGAGGGAAAGGAUGAGGACAAGAAGGAGGACAAACCUCAGAGUAAGUCACUGUUUUUAUUUUUUCAGGAAAUAAAAGACCACGCAGCUUUUCCUGUUUUUCUCUGUGUCCUUCACCUGUUCUGCAACACAGCCUGUGACCCAGGUGCAUGCUGGGUGCACUGGGUUUGACCUGAGGCCUAGAAACAGAACUUAAAUAACAUAGCUGUUGUAUUACCUCCUAAUGUUUGAGUUGUUCAUAAGCCAUAUGAUUAUUAUUUCCAAUAACAUGUUCAUGUUCAUCAUUUUGACUGCAUGCAGGUAUAAUCAAUCAUUUUUAUGGGCUCUGUAAGAUAAAUUGAAUUUUAUUUUGUUUGUUUAGAUUUCGCAUUUGAGUCAAAUAGAGAGUUCAUCUGCAGUACAACUGACAGCAAACAAUGGUCAAGUAAAACAAAUAUUGGUAAAUAAGAUUAAAGUGGUGAAAUAGAAAAAACAGUUAAAUAAAAGGCUUUAAAAAUGAGUACAAAAACAUAUUCUGUUAUCCACGAGAGGAUUGUGCAGCUUUUACUGAACCUGAGCAAACAUGACAACAAGUCAUAUUUAAUUCAAGUCUAAUUCACAAAACACACACAAAGGGGUAAGUGUUUUUGAAACUGCUCUGCACGAACAAAAAGAGUUUCUGUGUGCACAUAUUCAAAUAAGUUAUGCUUAUUGAAUACUUGCACACACAAAAAGUUAUGUUUAUUUGGGUCAACAUUUGCUCCUUUUUUGUGCAAAUCAGCCCAAUCCAAAAAAUGUCGACUUUGCAAACACAGGACACAUGCUGAAUUGCUGGGUCAGCAUUAUCCAAGACUCAAACACUUCUGUUAACAAAAUCAAACAAAACAAAAGUGGAAAUCCAAAACAGUCAAACUUAUCAAGUGUAUUCUAAGCCUGUAUUUGGUUAUAUUUGACAAAGUUUUACCCUGAGUUAGCUCAAAUAGCACCAGCAGCAACAUUCAGGGCUCUAUUUUCGUGUACGCCCGUGAGGCGGCGGAGGGCGGCGAGCCCUGCACAGUUGUAUUUUCGUCUGGCCCAGCCCGGCGUACAGCCAGUUUGGUAUUUUCGUGGACUGAGGCGCACGGAGGCGAACCGAGAUCCGCCAAGCUGGGCGUGGUGGCGUGGCAGGGGGAGGUGUCGACAGAAUCAGCGGGCGCAGUGACAUUUUAAGGCUCGCCACCGGCGUGUAAAGUGCGCUGAAAGCUCGCCGAUUCAAACCUGGUCAGCUAUCAGCGCAGGCGGAACGCAGCUGGUCUAGUAGUAUUUUGGUAGACCGGCGGUGUAUCGGCAUACGUCACCGAUGCCUCACCGGCAGGUUUUUCACAGUGUCAGGCACAUUUCAGUGCAAUAAAUAAUCAUCAUCAACUAAUAAUCUGAGUCAGCACAUACAUUUGGAUCUAUAUCGAUAUAUUCUGAUCUAUAUGUGAUCGGAUGAGCGCAUUUGGCACGCGUUUGGACACACAACCUGACCGAAUCAACACAGCUGAAACCGCAUUAAACUAAAUUAAAUAUCUAGUAAAUAGACACACAUGAUGAAGUUAACAAGAUAUGUAAUUCGUCUCCCUCCUUUUCUUUCUUCCUCUUCCUCUUAUUUCUCGCACAGCUCGACCUGGACAUGUCUCCGUGUCCUCUCUCCGUCCUGCAGCAGCAGCAGCUGAACAGAUGAUUUGUUUCCGUGAUCAGAUGCGUUAUCUACUUUAAGCCGACAUACGGAUAUUAUAAUAUUCAGUUUUGUGAGCCAAAUUUAUCUUAUAUGCCAACAUCUAUGAAAGAAAGAGCCAGGCCACGGAGCGCGAUGCGUCAUUUACGCACAGAUGGUUCUGAUUUUAAUGCCAUUUUUAGAGUUAAUGUUGUGAUCUGUGAGCUCAACCCACCUUUGUCACGUGAGGUUUGAAUAUAUGCAACUUUAUGUGAGUGUCUUUAUUUGUGGAAAAGGGUGUUUGUCUUACCAGUGGGUCCAACAUUACACACACCAAAUCCAUCUGUGCUUAUGUGAGAGAGUGUGGAGGACGCCCUCUGCAGCGUUCACAGUGACACUUGUUGAGGAGCUGCCUUCUGUCGCCAUCUUGUGGCAGAACUGUCUAAAGACGUCUCUUGAUCUCUUUGACUACUUCACAAAAAUGGUAAUACGCCUCGCCUGUGGCGGAUUUAAAGGCAAGGAGAGGAGCUUAUGUGAUUGGUGAAAACAGGUCUCGGCUGUGUUAAACCCACUCCACGCCCUUUCUUCUCCCACGCUACGACUUACGCCGCUGGGAGGAGCUGAGUUAGGGAGGGGGGAUACUUACGCCGGGCUGCGCUGCUCACCAAAAUACCAAAUUGUGCUUGGGAACGGCGCGGCGGACCUGACUUACGCUGCGCCUGCAGCACGUCUCCGGCGAGGCACGAAAAUAGAGCCCUCAGAGUGUCUCUCAAUAUUUCCUCUGCUGAUACCACAACAGGAUGCAAAAGAGAAAAAGGAGAUCAAAUUAAAUUCAUGGUAACACUUUAUUUGACACCUAUCGCUAUAAUGCAUCAUCAUAUAAUGGGUUAGAAUCACGUUAUAGCACUGGAUAACUAUAGUUAUAAACACUCAUGAAUGAUCAUAAUGCUUUAUAGCAAUAAUCAUUAGACAUUAUAAAGCAUUUUAUCAUGACUUACGAGGUCAGGUAUUAUAAUGUGUUAUAACUGUUCACAACCCACAUAGACAAUGCCCACAUAGAUAAUGCAAUGCAACUGUUGUUAACAGUUAUAACACAUUAUAAUACCUGACCUAGUAAGUCAUGAUAAAAUGCUUUAUAAAGUGUUGUGAUUAUUGCUAUAAAGCAUUAUGAUCAUUUAUGAGCGUUUAUAACUAUAGUUAUUCAGUGCUAUAAUGCGAUUCUAACACAUUAUACAGAAAUUUAUAAUGCAUUAAAUAGCUAAGCAUCAAAUAAAGAGUUAAGGAAUUUAUAAAUAUUUUCUUUUCACAAAAUCAGCCCCAACACCAACUCCAGCCCCUGCUCCAAAUCCAGCCCCAGCAGCCCCAGCCCCUGCUCCAACUCCAACUCCGGCCCCAGCAGCAGCUCCUGCAGCCCCAGCUCCAGCAGGGGCCACAGCUAAUGCUGGUCAGCCUGGGCCUGAGGGGUAAGAACACCUGCAUCAUCACAAAUGGUUUUGUAUCCUGAUUUGUUCUUAAACAUUUAAUCCCAGUUAGAAGGAAUGAUUAAAGAGAGUGGGUUUAAUGUGUUUAUCUGUGCAGUAUCUGCCUGAAACAGUGUCCUGCCAAACUCUGCCUCCACAGAGCGCUUACACAUUAAUCAGCCAGCAGAGACGUAUUAAUGAGAUUCAAAGUGAGGCAUGAGAGACAGAGAGAGACCUCAGAGAUGAAUGCAGCAUGUGAGAUGUUGAUCCUCUGCUGUAACAUGCAUAUUAACAGAGGGAUGGCAUGAAAGUGGAUUAAAAGCUUUUCAGCUUUUUGGCUCAAAGAGGCUCACUGAGGCUGAUUCUGGAGCAGCAGAGGAGACGUGGAGGCAGAGACACACUAAACUGAUCCUCACAGGUGUAAACACAGGUUACUUUUACACAGGAGGAGGUGUGCUGGUCAGAUUUAAUCACUGAGAAUAAAGAGGAGUGAUGAAGAGAAACAGAGGUUUUAUGUGCAGCACAGUUAGAGGUCUCAGCCUUCAGCAUGAGUUAUACGAGGAAUAACUCAGUUCAGGAUGUCAAGAGACUGAAGGUGGUGCUUUUAUUCACUACUGUACUACGGACUUUACUGUGUCAGCUGACUGCUAGCACCCACACCCACAGGACAAAUACAAAAAUACUUAGUCAAGACAGAGCUAUUUAAAGUUUAGGUCGCUGCAGUAUGAUCGAAAAGAUGAAUGGAGUGUAAUAAACUAGUCCUGAAAUAACGAUUCCGUUAUGACAGAGAUACAAUCACAUUUCUGUUAUGCUACUGCGCUAUAAUAUGUGCAUCUUUUGACCCAAUUUCCUGCCUUUUUUCACUCUUUGCAAAUACAAUGAUCACCUAUUUAUGGAGAAAAUGGUCGUCUGAUUCACCCAGAAUGAAAAUAAUGAAGUUUGCGAAAUGAGCCUGAACUAUAAAACCUGCUGUUACUCUGAUGCAUUUUGAACAAAUUUUAAAAUAUUUUGACUACAUUUUUUCAGAUUUUGAUUUCAUUCAUUUGCUGGAUUGAAACCUUUAAUUUUGCACUUUUCCCUGAAUCUUCUCAGUCUGGUAUUAGGUCCUUUUAGGGCUGUUAGCAUGAACAGUUAAUCACAGUGCUGCCACUGUGGUGGAAAAUACUGACACCAUUGUGCUUAUAAAGGGCACAUUUCACUUUAAAAACUUCCAGAUGGCCCAGUUCACGAGUCAAAAAUACUUUGGAGUGUGUGAAUCACUUCAGACUUUAGGACUUCCUAAUGUUGGCGUGAUGUUGUAGGGAACCUUAGUUUCACUCAUACAUGGCUGAGCCUGUUUGAAACAAAGAAACCCUGUCUUUGACAGAAUAUGCGCUUGAAGCUGUGUUCCUCCACUAAGUCAUGGUUUCAGUCUGGUGUCACAGUGCGGCAUUUGUUUAUAUGAUACAUCUAAAAGGUCAAGGUUAUAGAGUUAAUUCAUUGCAUUCAUUUGACCCACAAAUCAAGAAUGACACUCAUAAGAAUGAACUUAAUUAUUUAUAUGGACAUAAAUACAAUUUUAGAUGUAAGAUAUUGGAAUAUUAAUCAUGCAUUAAAAGUAUUAAAAACUUUGUGAUUAACCAUGAUAUUAAAUGUUGAUCCUAUGACAGCCCUAGUUCUGUUUCUGCAAUGAAGCAUCCAAGACAAAAUGAUUGCUCGAUCUUUCAGUAAAAAGCUUUACAGCAUAGUGCAAAAAUAACCAGAGGCUUCAAGGAACAGACAAGGUCAUUUUAUGUCUUCAAGAAAACAUUAAGUUAUCAGCAAAUACUGUGUUUACUGUAUGGUUGUUGUAAAUUUCCCUCUCAGAAAACUACUCCAUAAAAAGCUGCAACCUUCAGGUUAAAUUAAAUGUGAGGUCUACCUUGAAGUAAUGAGACUUUCUACCACAGGAGGGCAGACUAAGAUGGAGUUUCACUCACCUUUGGGAUGAGCAGUUUUAAAAUCCCAACCUGCUACCCUUUCAAAAAAAACUGAGGCAACAACAUGGUCCUAAAAGAUCUGAGUGAAGCUCAAUGAGAGGGACUCAGGCACAGAAAGUCUCCAGUGUUUGGAUCAUAUUUUAUCUGGUUUCCUCUUUGUGUGGUUCAGUUUCAACCUGGACCAUCCAUUAAAAUCAACAAAACCAAAAUAUGCCCAAUCCCGUAGUCUUUCACAAGAGGAAUAAAAUUUAAUAAAGUUUAUAAGGGAUUUGCAAACCAUUAAACUCUGCUUGUAUCAACAUUUUACACAGCUUCACAACUAAUCACAACUAAUCUGGGUUGUACCCAUAGACUGUAUAUACUAUUCUUUAUACAGUCUAUGGUUGUACCUCACCACCUAACCAUUGUUAAGACAAAUAACAUAAUCAUUUUCAACAGUGUUUGUUAAAUGUGAGAUGUUUUUGGGUGUUGUUUUCAGACAGGAGGCAGCCCCUCCUCCUCCUCCCCCUCCCAUUGUCAUCAACAAAUACUCAGAUGAGCAGCUUCGAGCAAUCAUCACCCGGAUGAGAGAGAGGCUGGAGCUAUACAAGGAGAAGACGCUGGAUAAAUAUGCCUCAUCUCCAGAGAUCAGCCCUCCUGUCAGUGAGUACAAACACACCACUGGUCAUCUGAAUACACAGCUAAGAAGAAGACAAGACAGCAGAGGCUUUAACUAAUGUAAGUGCAACACUGAACACAAGCAGACUUUCAUCAAGGCUUCAUAAAAUCUACAUGAACUAUUUUAAUGAAAACUUUCUACUGCUGUCUUGGCCAGGAUGCUAUAAGAGAGAAUCUUAUUCCCAAUGAGGCUUUCCUAAUUAAAUAAAUGAAACAGUAGCACAAUAAAGCAGCGCUGUCAACACUGGAAUAGAUGGUACAGCAGCCAACAGUGAAUAUUUCCCUUGAAUAUUAUAUUUGCACUCACCCAGUUGGAUUUAUUGUUCUUUCAGCUCCUCUGCUCCGUAAAGAUAACUACUUCAAAGUGAUAGAGGAGAGGAAGAGACAGGAGGAGGAGGACCGGAUAAAGAAAGAGGAGGCUGAUAAGAAAAAAAAGGAGGAGCAGGAGAAAAAAAAGAAGGAGGAUGCACAGAAGAAAAAGGAAGAGGAGGAGAAGAAGAAAGUAGAGGAAGAAGAGGCGAAGAAGAAGGAGAAGAAGAGCAUAAAAACCAGGUUUACAGAGGUUGCCUGGUCCACGGUGGAUAUGGUCCUGAAGCCAGUGGAGGAUGCAAUGGAUCCGGUUCUGGGGUCCACUAUGGACCCGUUCACUGACCGGCGUUACAUUGCCUGGCUCAGCCUGGUCACCAUGGCCUUCAACUAUAACACCUGGUUCAUCACGGCCCGCCUCUGCUUUCCCUACCACACUGUGGAGGCUACCCCAUACUGGUUCGCUUUUGAUCUGCUGGCAGACCUGAUCUACCUCACUGACUCCAUCGUCUUCCAGGCCCGCAAACAGUUCGUCAAAGGAGGAGACAUCAUAGUAAGUCUGGAGGCAUCAGCAUUUUUGAAACUUAUAUAAAUGAUUUAAAAUAAACUAAAAAAUAUCCGCCUCUUUGGUUGUCUUCCAUCUAGUGUCUGUCAUCCAGUCUAGAUCCAGCCCUCCGCUGGGACUAGAAUAAUCCAGAUAUUUUUGAUCAAAGUUAUCACAGUCCUACUUGAAAGUUCAGACGACACAAACUGGCCAAACUUGAAACUUUCUGACAGCUUUGGUCUGAUCACAUCACUUUUAAUAGCUUUGCCCCGAUUUUUAGAUUUAAUCAUGAUGAGAAUUUUAUUUUUUCAGAAAGACCGGGCAAUGACAAGAAAGAACUACAGAGAGUCCGAGAGAUUCAAGGUUUGUCACUUUAACUCUCCAAACAUAUAAAGAACAAGCUCACCUCAGUGAUCUCAUAUAUAUCUGUCCUCACAGCUGGACGUGAUAUCCCUCAUCCCCUUCGACCUGCUCUAUCUGCAGUUUGGGUUUAAAUCCAUCUUCAGGGCCAACCGUCUGCUGAAGGUGAGUCUCCUCAGAGUUCAGGUCACUACACUGACCCAGUAAACGUCCUGUUAGACCCUCACUCACAUUUCUAUGUUUGACCUUCAGGCAGAUACGUUCUUUGAGUUCAGUGAUCGUCUGGAGAGCAUCAUGGCCAAAGCUUACAUUUGGAGGUAAGUCACGUCAAAUCAAGAAACACCACGGAUAAUCUCAUUCUGGUUAUUUUAUGUGAUUCAGUAUGCAAAAGUCAGUUAGCUUCUGAAUGUUUCAAACUCAAACAUACAGCUGCAAAAAGUCUUUCGUAGCAUGACAUGAAAAAUGUUGAUUUUUUUUUUUUCAUCAGAGUGAUUCGGACCAUUGGGUAUCUUCUCUUCAUGCUGCACAUCAAUGCCUGCUUCUACUACGUGGCCUCAGACUUUCAAGGCAUCGGGAAGACUAAGUGGGUCUACUCUGGUCUGGGCAGUGCGUAAGUACACAAACAUAUAUAUCUGCCAUCCUUUGUGUUUAUGAUACCACAUGUCUCAUGCUUGUUGUCUCUUUGACAUUUUUGGGGGUCUUCACGUCAAAAGUGGCAAACACAUUGCAGGACUCGACAUGAAUAAAAAUUUGCAUUUAUAUAUUGUGUAUUGCCACUACUCCACUGCCCAUGUUGGAGUGUAUUGGGAUACCUUGUGUAUGCACAAACCUGGCAGGCAGUUUUUCUCACUGGUUAUUUCAAAAAGGCAUCAAUCUAAAUUUGGGCUCAGAAAGUCAUGGAUAGAAUAGAAUAGAAGAAUAUUCCUUUAUUGAUCCCCCAUGGGGGAAAUUUUUUUGUCACAGCAGCAUCACAGACAAAGAGUGCAAAAAUGCAGUUAUAAAAAUAAAGAUCCUAAUAUUAAGAACUUAAAUAAAUGUAAUAAUUAAGAAAAAAUUUAGAAAAAGGAAAAAGGGAGAAGAAAAAUAAAAAUAAAACUAUCUACAAUAUACACAAUUUAAAUGCCAGCAAAAAAGUGGUGGUGUAAAUCCAGUUACUAUGACAGUUUGUUGUAAAGUCUUAAAAUAGUUGUAUGGAUACAAAUAUACAGCGGGUAAAAUAAAUAUUGAACAUGUCAUAGUUUUUCUCAUAAAUAUAUUUCAAAAGUGCUACUGAAAAUAAAAAAGUUUACAUAAAAAUACAAAGAAAUCAAAACUUAAAUGUCCAUGAAUUAAGGCAUAUAUUAAAAGAUGGAAUGACACAGGGAAAAAGUGUUGAACACAUGAAGAAACAGGGGUGCAAAAUGCAUGGAAAGCCAAAAACACUGCAAAAGAAAAGUACAUGUCGAAGAUCGUUUUAAGUUUUCCGCACAACAUUUAGACACACCUGUGAAAUACUGUGAGAAUAUAAUCAGGUCAAAUGAGACCAAAAUUGAACUCUUUGGAAGCCACAAUACACACCAUCAUUGGAGGUCAAAUGGCACUGCACAUCAGCCCAAAAACACCUUACUGACAGUGAAGUUUGUAGGUGGGAAUAUCAUGGUGUGGGGCUGUUUUUCAGCAUGUGGCAGUGGCAAACUUCCUAUAAUUGAAGGAGGGAUGAAUGGAAAAAGGUACUGAGACAUUCUUGAUGAAAUCUGAAGAUGAAACAAGGGAGAAAUAUCAGCAAGACAAUGAUCCCAAACACAUAGGCAAGGAAACUCUUACUUGGUUUCAGCUGUUAGAAUGGCCCAGCCAAUCACCUGACUUGACCCCAUAAGGAAAUCUAUGGAAAGAACUAAAGAUCAGAAUUCAUAGAAGAGACCCACAGAACCUUCAAGAUUUGAAGACCAUUAGUGUAGAAGAAUUGGCCAAAAAAAAAAACACCAAAGCAAUGCAUGCAACUAGUUUCCUCAUAAAGGAGGUGUCUUAAAGUUGUUAUGACCAGCAAAGGCUUUUGUACAAAGUAUUACAUAAAUUUAAGGAGGUGUGUUCAAUACUUCUUCCCCCUGUGUCAUUCCAUUUUAUUACACAUAACCUAAUUUAUGGAAAUCUUGAAAUCUUAAACCAAUGACUUAACUGUAAUGUUAACUUGCAAUGUGCUUACAUCCAUCACUAUUUAUAAUAAAUGAUGGAACUAGAUCCAAAUAUUUGGGAACAUCUUAGGCUGUAACAUGCUCCUUUAGAAAUCAAAUUGUUUCAACAAAAGGUUCUUGUUUUUGUCAGUGAAGAUUGUGUGAAUAAAAAUAGGAACAUUUCCAUGGUUUGUGUACCUAGAGCUGAUCACUAGCUGUACUUUCUGUGCCGCUGCUGCAGUUACCUCAGCUGCUUCUUCUAUGCGGAGAAAUCCCUGCUGAUGAUCGCUGAGCUGCCUGUUCCUGACUCCAUGUUUGGACAGAUCUUUCAGAUGACUAACUACCUUUUUGGGGCUUUCUUUAUGUCCAUCAUUCUGGGACAGGUAGUUCUUUGUCAUUUUUUUUUUGGUCCAAAUCUUUCCCCCUUUUGUGUUUUUGUGUGUGUGUGUGUGUUUUGUGUGUGUGUGUGUGUGUGUGUGUGUGUGUGUGUGUGUGUGUCUGUGUGUGUGUGUGUGUGUGUGACUUUCAGCAGGACAUCGAGGGACUCAAAAAGAAGGAAAUACUCAGACACAUCUAGUUAUUUGAGCAAAGCGUUGACAGGUAGACGAGUCUGUGACAGCCCCUCUAACUCCCCGCCCUCUCCACAGGUAUCUGCGUUGUUACUACUUUGCUGUCCGCAGUCUGAUCAACAUCGGGGGCCUAAGUGAGCCCCACACCGUCUUUGAGAUUACUUUUCAGAUGACAAACUUUUUCACGGGCGUCUUUGUGUUCUCCAGUUUGAUUGGACAGGUAAAAAAGAGUCAUAGCUGCUCACAGCAUCAGACUAGCACCUUCUCAUCAGCAUUUCACUUCCUUAUCUGUUAGUUAUGUAGAGAUAGUUUAAUGAAUCUAUUGCACUGACGCUCAUCUUAGUUUCACGUAUAUCCCAUCCUCCAUCUCUAGUUCCUCAUUGGUUCCCUGUGAAGUCUUGACUGUCAGAAAAAGUGGUAAAUGUGGUCCAUAUGAUAUUUCAACUUGGAAAGAAUUACAAUUUUGUAUAAUCACACUUUAUUCUGCGUCAGAUGAGAGAUGUCAUCGGUGCAGCCACAGCAGGUCAGACCUACUUCAGGUCCUCCAUGGACAACACCGUGUCCUACAUGGUGAAAAACCGCAUCCCCUCUAUGGUCCAGAACAGAAUCCGCACUUGGUACACCUACACCUGGGAUGCUCAGGGCAUGCUUGGUCAGUAAAUCAAAAUGGUUCUUCUUAAAGCGCCAGAGCUGUUUCAGCUUCAGUUUAACUCAAUAUGAUUGCUCCUGAUGUUUCUGCAGACGAGUCUGAGCUGCUGGAUAAGAUGCCUCUAGUGAUGAGAACCGCCAUUGCUGUGGACAUCAACCUGGAAACUUUUAAGAAGAUCGACCUGUUCAAGGUGCAUGUUAAAAAACCCACAUUACAGUAAAGAAGUCAUCCGGCAGUUGUCUCCAGGAAAUAAAUCAAUCAUUGUGACGUUUCCCUUGCAGGGCUGUGACCAGCAGAUGUUGGUUGACAUGUUGCUGAGGCUCAAAUCCAUCAUCUACCUACCUGGAGAUUUUGUCGUCAAGAAAGUAAGUUUUGGAUCACAGAGGUGUUGAUAAGGACCAUAAGAUGAAAUUCUUGACCUCCACUUCACCAAAAGACUUCAGAGACUUUAGAGGCAAAAGCUAAGGCUUCAAAAAACUCAUAUGAUUCUUACUAAGAGAUUUGCCUGGUGUGACAGAGCCCAUGUUUUUUUUUUUUUCAGACAGCAACAACACAAAACUCAAAGUAAUAAAGGAACCUAACUGGUUUUGAACCUCACAGACUUAUGUAUUGACUGUAUUUAUGUGUCUAUUUGAAGCUUGCACCCAUUUUCAAGACAAACAGAGACAUAUAGAAACAAGCAUACCUAGAAACAUUAUUGUCCUAUCCCACUGUCAUCCAACAUAAUCUACACAGAUGCCUGACCUCCUCUGAGUCCACUUUUGUUGGAGGUUUCUGCCUGUUAACAGAAGUGUUUCUGUCUCAUGGUGGCUGUCAAGACUUAACAAAGCAGAGACUAAAUACUACAUGUUUUGAACAUGAAGUGUAUUUAGAUGACAUUUUUUCUAUAUAUGGAUGGAUGACUAAUGAGCAGAUAAAAAUAAAUAUAAAAUUGAAAUCAAAUCCAUCGUAUCAGAUGCAAACUUUUGGCUCAAAUCCUUUUGACAUAUAGCUUCCUGAUGUCUUAACUGUGCGUGUCUCUCAUUUCCCCCCACUUCCUCUCUGCAGGGGGACAUUGGUAAAGAGAUGUACAUCAUAAAGAGUGGGGCAGUGCAGGUGGUGGGAGGACCUGAUAACAGUAUUGUGUUUGUCACACUGAAGGCCGGCUGUGUGUUUGGAGAAAUCAGGUGAGAUGAGUUUCAGGCUGAGACACAAAGAACUGAUGUAAAAAAACAGUUUUCUUACUUGACUGGCUUCAGCAGAAAUGUUUACUGACCUGUAAACUUGCUAUGGGGAUCCUCAGGUGUGGUAUAUCAGCAUUUUUAGUCUUAGUCAAAACAUAUUUGUGAUUUAUACAAAAAUAUUUCAAUAUAUUACAUCUAGAAAUUCAUUAAUUUGGAAAAGAAUAAAAGGACCCAAAACAGAUCCCUGGGGUGCUCAACCUGCUGAGUCCUGUUUAAUGAAAAGAUCUGUUUGUAGUCUGUAGUCAUGAUGUACUUUUAUGUUACUUAUUUGUUCUUUUGACAGAUCUGUAAUAGAGACUUUAAUUAAACGAUGAGAAAGAAAGUAAGCUGCAUAUAUUAACAGUUAAAAAGUGUCCUCUCUACAGAGUUACUAGACACAUAAUCAUUUCCAGGAUGAACCACAGAUGGAAAGCAUCAUCUGCAAGCAAUUUUUAAUAUGUUGUUUUGUGUUUCAGUCUGCUGCAAUCAUCUAAAGAUGGAGGAAACAGGCGGACAGCUAAUGUUAAAGCUCAUGGCUUUGCUAACCUCUUUGUCCUGGAAAAGAAGGACCUCUUUGACAUUCUGGUCCACUACCCUGAGUCUCAGAAAGUCCUGGCCAGGAAGGGCAGGUGAGUCUGAGCCCUGAAUAUGAACUUUCUUUAGUCACUCAAUUGUUCAUAAUGAAGUUAACAGCUUACUUUCUGGAGGUGUGUAUUUGCAGUGCAGAAUAUCCUACAGUUUCUUCAGAAUUUGACAAACGUAAGAAGAAAGCAUUGAUACAUCUGAUGCCAUGGUGACAUUGUAUUAUGUCAUCAGCAAUAUAACAAAUUUUGCAAGUUUAACAUUUGUGACAGUUUAUUUGGUUUCCAAUACAAACCACAGUGGUCCCAUCAGGGUUCCAUGGGGUACUCCAAAAAAGGGUGACUCAUCAUCAUCAUUGUUAUCAUAUGAUUCUGCAACUUAUUUUUUAUCCUAUUUUUAUUUUUUUAACUUGUUUCUUAAUGACAAAAAUUGAUUCGUAUCUGCAUUUAAAACCUCUUAAUGUUUUUGCAAGUUUCAGACACAACUAUAAAAAACAUUUUUUACUUGAACUAAAUAAUGAUUAAGUAGUUUUAAAAUUAUGCUUAAACAUGAUACUCUUUUUUUGCCAAUCACCUUUGAAUUUUUUUUUUUUAAAUCGAUUGAUUUUUCUCUACACAAGCUAUUUUCACACUCCUGUGAAAUGUGAAUUAAAUCUAUAUGAAAUCUAUAUCAUACAUUGUGUGAACUCUUAAAAUUAGAAUUGCGCUGUAAACCUUGCCAUACUUAAUGAAAUGGAGCGAAUACUGUGCUGCUUUUGUUUAGCCAGCCUGUUUGACUGUGUUUGUCCAGAAAACUGAUGAAGUCAAAGGGUCCUGCUGCAGCGAAAGCAGAAGAGGAGAGGAAAAAGGGGUUGGCUCUGUUUGGACCCAAACCUCCAACACCAAAACUGCUGCGAGCUUUCGGAGGAAACUUUAACAGAGCUGUUAUUGACCGAAUGAAGGUAAAAACAACUGCACUUCUAUCCAAAAUAAACAACUUAUUUCACAUGUCAUGGAUUUCUGUUUUAUUUAAUUUAUUCUGUUUUUUUUCUCCACUCAGAGUGCUGCUGCUGGACAGUGA